Molecule: messenger RNA, 6751 nt
Organism: Corythoichthys intestinalis (scribbled pipefish)
Lineage: Eukaryota; Metazoa; Chordata; Actinopteri; Syngnathiformes; Syngnathidae
Product: bone morphogenetic protein 1-like
Exons: 20
Coding region: 90-3017 (975 amino acids)
Biological process (GO): proteolysis
Molecular function (GO): metalloendopeptidase activity; calcium ion binding; zinc ion binding
Source: RefSeq, a predicted model, not a curated record
AAUCACACCGUCGGGGAACUUUAAAUUCUCGUCCCUUUGCAAUCGACUUUUUGUUGAAUUACUUCUUGAUUUUUGCUCAUUUGAAAAGAAUGCUCUUUGCUUCUACAUACUUAUUUUUGUGCAGUUUGCAGGUCUCUCGUAUGGCCGAUUGGGAUUACGCAGAUGCUAAAGAUCAAUACGUGGAUGAUGAGAUUGACUACAAGGAUCCCUGCAAAGCUGCUGCCUUUUUGGGAGACAUUGCCUUGGAUGAAGAAGAACUCCUCAUGUUUAAAGACUAUUUCAGAACAGAAAGUGCACGACGGAAUCAGACAGCCUCAGUUAACAUCUCCACUUCCAAUGAGAUAGUCAGAAGUAAGAGAUCCGCAGAUAGACUGCGCUACCGUCAGCAUAAUAGCAAGAGGAGGAAGAGGGCAGCCACCUCCAGAUCUGAGCGAAUUUGGCCCGAUGGCAUCAUCCCGUAUGUGAUCAGUGGUAAUUUCAGUGGGAGUCAGCGGGCCAUUUUCCGACAGGCCAUGCGUCACUGGGAGAAGCACACUUGUGUAACGUUCUCAGAGAGGAUGACGGAAGAAAGCUACAUUGUCUUCACUUACAGACCUUGCGGGUGUUGUUCCUACGUGGGAAGGAGAGGAGGUGGUCCUCAGGCCAUCUCAAUCGGGAAAAACUGUGAUAAAUUCGGCAUCGUGGUGCACGAACUCGGACAUGUGAUCGGUUUCUGGCAUGAACACACGCGGCCCGAUCGCGAUGAGCACGUGAGCAUCAACAGAGACAACAUUCAACCAGGACAGGAGUACAACUUUUUGAAAAUGGAACCGGGUGAAGUUGACUCACUUGGGGAAGUGUACGACUUUGGCAGCAUCAUGCAUUAUGCCAGGAAUACGUUCUCCAGAAGUGUAUUCUUGGAUACAAUCUUUCCACGUUAUGACGUUAACGGAGUUCGACCCCCUAUUGGACAGAGGCUAAAACUCAGUAAAGGAGACAUUGAACAAGCACGUAAACUCUACAAAUGCACAAGAUGCGGGGAGACUUUGCAAGACAGUGCUGGAAACUUCUCCUCCCCUAAUUUUACCAAUGGCUACUCUGCGUAUAUUCAUUGUGUAUGGAGGAUCUCUGUCACACCUGGAGAAAAGAUUGUUCUGAAUUUCACUUCCAUGGAUGUCUUCAAGAGUCACUCAUGCUGGUAUGACUACGUAGAGGUCCGAGACGGCUUCUGGAAAAAAGCUCCGUUGAAAGGUCGUUUUUGCGGAGACGCGAUCCCAGAUGCUAUUGUCUCAAGUGACAGCAGACUUUGGAUUGAAUUUAGAAGCAGCAGUAGCUGGUUGGGUAAAGGCUUCUCGGCCAUUUACGAAGCAGCCAUCUGUGGCGGGGAGGUGGAGAGGGACAGUGGCCAGAUCCAGUCCCCUAAUUAUCCUGAUGAUUACCACUCCAACAAAAUGUGUGUGUGGAAAGUCACGGUGCCAGAAGGUUAUGAAGUGGGUCUCACUUUCCAGUCAUUUGAGCUUGAGAGUCACGACAGCUGCGCUUACGACUACGUGGAAGUGAGGGACGGCGACUCGGCACACGGCCCACUCCUGGGCCGCUUCUGUGGCUACGACAAACCAGACAACAUCAAAAGCAGCACCAACCAGCUCUGGCUAAAGUUCGUAUCUGACGUCUCGGUCAACAAGGCCGGGUUCUCGGCCAGUUUCUUUAAAGAAAUGGAUGAAUGUUCCCGACCUGAUCAUGGUGGCUGUGAGCAGCAUUGUCUGAAUACUCUGGGCAGCUACAGAUGUGCCUGUGACGCUGGAUAUGAACUGGCUACCGACAGGUCAAGCUGUGAGAAAGCAACCUGCGGCGGCUUUAUCAGCAAACUGAAUGGCUCCCUGACCACCCCUGGUUGGCCUAUGGAAUACCCUCCUAACAAAAACUGUGUGUGGCAGCUGGUGGCACCCAUCCAGCAUCGUAUCACUUUGGUUUUUGAUGUCUUUGAGACAGAAGGCAACGAUGUGUGUAAAUAUGAUUAUGUCGAGGUGCGCAGUGGCAUGAGCACUGAUUCAAAGCUUCAUGGGAAGUUCUGCGGAGCGGAAAAACCGGAGGCCAUCACCUCGUUGGAAAACAUCAUGAGAGUGGAGUUUAAGUCUGACAAUACUGUCUCCAAGAGAGGAUUCAAGGCUCGCUUCUUUUCCGAUAUGGAUGAGUGCUCGCAAGAUAAUGGUGGUUGUCAGCAACAAUGUGUGAACACCAUGGGAAGCUACAGAUGUCAGUGCCAUAGUGGCUUCGUUCUACAUGACAACAAGCAUGACUGCAAAGAAGCGGGUUGCGAUCUCGAGGUCAACGGCGCUUCAGGCGUAAUCAGCAGCCCCAACUGGCCUGAUAAGUACCCCAGCAAAAAGGCCUGCACCUGGACACUGUCCACUACUCCGGGCCAUCGAAUCAAACUUGCCUUCAACGAGAUUGAUAUGGAGGCUCAUGUGGAGUGUGCUUACGACCAUUUGGAAAUCUUUGAUGGGGUUGAUGUCCGUGCACCCAGUCUGGGUCGUGUCUGUGGUACCAAGAAGCCUUCUCCGGUCAUCUCCAGUGACAAUACAAUGUUCUUAAGUUUCUUCUCGGACAACUCUGUGCAAAAAAGAGGCUUUGAGGCUUCCUAUGCAGCAGAAUGCGGAGGAAGCCUUCGCGCCGAGGUCAAGACCAAAGAUUUGUAUUCUCAUGCACAGUUUGGAGACAACAACUACCACGGAGGCGCUGACUGUUUAUGGGUCAUCUCUGCUGAGAAGGGUUAUGGAGUGGAGCUGUCCUUUCAAGUUUUUGAGGUUGAGGAGGAGCCAGACUGCGGGUACGAUUAUGUCGAGCUGUACGACGGAGCUGACGUCAAGUCACCGAGGCUGGGGCGAUUCUGCGGUACCUGGGCUCCAGAAGAAAUCUACUCGGCUGGAGAUGCCCUGGUGUUAAAAUUUCACUCGGAUGACAGCAUCGGCAAAAAAGGUUUUCACGUACACUACACAAGCACAAAAUUCCAGGACACUCUGCACGUGAGCAAGUGACUUAAAAAAACUCUAAACCCGAACCUAAAUGCAGACUUGAAGCCAAUCAUUUUCUCCGCCACGCCCAUUCCAGCCAGGAGCAGACUUAUGGAACCAUACCACAAAGCCGCAAAUGUACCACUCACAUCUGUUAGAGCGAAGCCGAGCAGACAAAUUACAUAUUUACUCACUCUUUUACAGCUUUGGAUGAACACUAAGGACUACUUUUCGGUAAUGAUUCUUAGGGGUUUUGCCUCACGCAGUCUGUAAUGUGUUUUUGUAGCCUGGUAAGGAUUUUAAAUGCACAAAUGGUGGAUAAACAUGAGAUAUUUAAUACAAAAUACUGUAGCAUUGAUACUGUUGCACCGAUACUAGUAUCAGUAUCACUACCGAUACACAGUGGCGGUUCUAGGAUUUUUUUAAACGGGCCAAGAGGGGGCCAUAUGUAACAUUCAGUGUUUUGGUCAACAAGGCAAUACGCAGAUUAUCCUGUCUGUGGCGGUAAAAACAUCUUAUGAUGAACCAUUGUAGUUUACCUCAGUGACCUUGGCCCCCCAUCAAAGGCAUAUUUAUAUAAAAAUGAUGUCAGUCGUUUGUGCAGUAAAAGUUUAGUUUGUGCUGCUAUCGUUUUUGAGAUAUUUACAAUACUUUUAUAGGUCAAUCUGAGGUCAACCAGCCCCUCAUUUGAAUUAAAAAUGGCUAAAUAUAGUGUCAGUCGUUUGUGCUUUGUUUUUGCUAGUUUGUGCUGGAAAUUGUUUUGUUUGUGCAGCAGCGGUUUUGUAGUUAUUACACUUUUAAUUUGUAGUGAUGACGUUACGAAGCCCAUACACGGAGAUUAAGGGGGGUCUGGGGGGGAGUAGCUCCCGCCCCAGUGGCCUAAAAUGUCAUUGCAUAUACCGUAUUGGCCCGAAUAUAAGACGGUGUUUUUUGCAUUGAAAUAAAACUGAAAAAGAGGGUGUCGUCUUAUAUUCGCGGUCUAGACAUUAUACCCAUUCAUUCAUAUCAUUGAAGCGAUGUUCUGUCAUGACAGAUCUCAGCUACUCUCAAGUUUAACCAGUUUGCAUUAUUUUAUUGCAAUGUUUUUCCUUAUUCAGAUUUGUUUCAAGACUACAGUUAGACUUCACUUUGAUGGUUAAUGCAGUUAUUACAAUUUUGAUGUUUUAUCACAAUAGAUUGGUUUAUUUACAUUUCAAAAACCAGAAGCCAUUCAUUUACAAAUGUGAUUGCACUUUAGUUUACAUAUUUAAAUGUUCAGAUAUUAAGAUUUGAAUGAGGCAAAAUAACAUGCUUUUUCUUUCAAAAAUAUUGUUAUAAUCAUUUGUUUCGGAUGUACUGUAAUUAUUUUCUGUAUGAAAAUUAAUUUGGUGUUCAAAAAGUCUUUUCAAACUUGAGUCUUGAAAAAGAGGGGGUCGUCUUAUAAUCAGGGCCGUCUUGUAUUCGGGCCAAUACGGUAAUUUCCUAUAUUUGAAUUUAAAAUUAAGGCUUUGCCGGUAAAAUGUUAUCUAUAAAAGUUGUAAAGCAAUGAAACAGCAACAAAAAUGAACGAAAUGAACAAAAAAAUGUUUUUAGAAUGGGUCAAAAUUAUUUUUCAAACAGAUCCUGUGACUAGCACCUUACAGACGGUCAUUUGCUUUGCUUAGCCCCAAAAAAACACCUGAGGACAGAAGAGGCAAGAUGCAUAUACAUAUUUUUUUCUAAUCUAAGCUUUCAAAAGCGACAGCAACUACUGAGCAAAAACCAAGGAUUGAAGAUGUGGUCCGUGAAAUGCCGACGAGCACCGCCAAAAUGGUGAGGGGAGUUUCAGUUUCCUCCACUAAAGAUGUUAACCCUCAAAAAUGAUGGGAAACAAACAAAAAAAAACAACACUAAUUUUCCACGUAUUAUUAUAAAUGUUCCUGGCUGGAAUUUCAGUCAAAACGGAUGCGUCGUCUACUUCUCCACUAGAUAAGACAGAAAAACAUGCGCUCACACACGCACGCACAGACUCACAGCAGGGAUGCCUGUAUGUAUGAGCAUGGGCUAAGCUACUAUCCGAGCAUAUAUCUUGUAAGUCAGUUUUAUUGCUCACACUUCGUUUCGGGGUCAUCAACAUUUUUGCCGCCUAUGCGUAGCCCCCAUCUACGGCGGAACGGAACCGCAAUGGUGCCAUUCGUUCUUGCUAGGUUUGUGCUCAUUUCUGCUGUAAAAUUUUUCGUUUGUGUUGCUAUCGUUUAAUAGAUAUUUCGAGUGAACUCGUCACUCGCAGCCAUUCUGUAUCCUCAUGCUGCAUUUGAGGAAGUCGGACCUUUCCCACUCGGAUGCACAAACGAAGCACAAACAAUUUACACUAUUUUUAGUCAUUUUUAAUCAAAACGGGGUGCUGGUCGACCUCUGAUUCACCUAUAAAAGAAUUGUUAAAUAUCUCAAAAAAACCAUAGCAGCACAAACAAAACUUUUUACAACACAAACAAGCACAAACGAUUGACAUUUUUAUAUAAAUUUGCAUCUGAUGGGAGGCCAACUUCACAGAAGUGUAAAAUUUUGUAAUAAUUUGUAUUUACAGUAAUUUUCAGACUAUAACGCGCACCUGACUAUAAGCCGCCACCCACCAAUUUGAAACGAAAAUGGCAUUUGUUCAUCGAUAAGCCGCACCGGACAGUAAGCCGCAGCUUUCCUCAAAGUAUUAUGGGAUGUUUACACCAAAAGAUAUUAAUCGGUACCACUAUAUUUGGCAGCGGCAUCAAAAGAAUGUCGUAAGAUCAAAUGAACCCCCAAGAAGAUUCAUUUGGCUAUCACUGCUCCCUUGGGGGAGAAAGUCAACUUCUGCUGCCACCUUCUGUCAACACUGUUGUCGUCCAACAUGCCUUCUAACAUGCAUUGCAGCGCUACAGAUGUAAAUAACAAUCAAAAUUCAUGUUCUGUGCUAAUUAUUUCUUCAGUUACUGUUCCAGUUGUUUCAUCAAUUGCUAGUUAUGGUAUUUGGUAACACUUUAUUUGACAGUGGCGCCAUAAGACUGUCAUACGGCCAUCAUAAUUAUGACAUGACAUGAUGACACUGCCAUUAGCAUUAAUGAAUGCUUAUGACAGUUGUCAUUUUGUGUCAUCUGGCAAUUUAUCCUACUUUUUAAUGGAUGUAAAGAUCCGAGCUGGACAUAAAUGGAGUUAGUGACAUGAUUCAUAAAGUCAUUAAUGCCCAUAAUAGUGUCAUGUCAUAAUUAUGACGGUCUUAUGGCAGUCUUAUGACACCGCUGUCAAAGAAAGUGUUACCUAUUAACCCAAAUAACUCAACAAAUAAGCCGCACUGGAAUAUAAGCCGCAGGAUUCAAAACAGAGGAAAAAGUAACGACUUAUAAAAAAUUACAGUAAUCAAUCAUGCUUUGUGCAAGUAACGGUACAAUGCAGUUAAUCAGUCAUCAGAAUUGGUAUCGGUGCAACACUUGUAAUUGAUAAAAGAAACAACUUUUUGAUAUGACACUGUAAAAAUGAAUGUAAUUUAAUGAAUAAUGCUAAGAUUCAAUGAAUUUGAAUCUCAUUAUACUAUGCAAAAGUACUAGAUAAUGUAAUGUCAGUCACUCUGUUUUAAUCUGCUUUGUCACUAUUGUAUAUGAGAUGCAUUGAUAAUAACUUGUGGUUAAUGCGGUUCAAUUGUAUAGCGUUUCUGACAUAGUCAUUAUGCGUUCAGGUUCAAGGGCGGGUUGUAGUGCCACAAUUGCUUUAGUUGCAAUACACUGUAAUUUAACUGUCUGCAUUGUACGAAUAAUACACGAGCUGUUUUC